Messenger RNA from Procambarus clarkii (red swamp crayfish), 4518 nucleotides. The record is from RefSeq and is a predicted model, not a curated record. Lineage: Eukaryota; Metazoa; Arthropoda; Malacostraca; Decapoda; Cambaridae.
AUGCCCCAGCCAUCAAGUUGUCUGUCGGACGCGGAGGAGGACCAGAUCUACGGGUACACUGGAGGCUUCAGGAGCGGCGCCCUCAGACCCCCGUCCCUGGGGCAUAGCAACCAUGCCUUUAUCCACCACAACCAGGGGUGUUUGAACCCCCGCUCUACUCUCAUCUACGAGCUCCCGCCCGUCGGAGACGUGAGUCGAGGGGGUAACGGGAGGAAAAAGCUCGGUAUUGGCAAGUUCCUAAAGACACUCAAGAGGGACCUGAAGCGAUCAUCCGGAACCUCCAAAAAUAACAAAAAUAGACUGACACACAACUUGAAUAACGUGCCAAGGAACUACGGCGAGCCUGGACUGAGUACCACGCCCUUGGUGAUGCUGCCUGGUUACUCCUCCCCUGCCUCCUCCCGCGGCUCCCACUCCACGCACUCCCACUCCAGCAGCCACUCGAACGCCGCCUUCGUGUCCGCCUCGGCCCCUGGCACUCCCGGCUCCUCUGGGCCGGUCCGGGACUCUGGACUUCAGGAGGCCAUCGAGCGGCUGAAGGAGCAGGAGAUGCAGAGACGCCGCGAGGAGCAGUUUAGAGAACACGAGCAGAUCCUGCGAGACCUCCGUCAGGGGCUCCUCCAGACACAGAGACCCCUUCGGGAGACUGCCAUAUUUUACACCAAAGGAACGCCAUACCUAGACGACACCUAUAUGUACGACGACGACGUAGGAGACGACGGGGCGGUCGUCGGGGCGGCCCAGGGCUGCUUGGGGCCGCCCCAUCACUGGUAUGAUGAGCCGCCCUAUGAGUCCGACCCCGAAGACUUCCUCAUCGGCAAGGACACCUUCAGAGAGCCGCACGUCAGCAGUCUGAGGGUCGUUAUGAACGAGGAGGACAUCAUCUCCCUCAGAACCGCGGGAGACAUCUCGGUACCCCGUGACGUCACCAGAACCGCCCACGCCCACUGGGCGGGAGGCGGACCCAGUUUUGCCUUCCGCAGCCCCGCCCACACCCACCGCCACCCCACCCACACCCACUGGCCAGAAGCGGGCUAUCAGAGUGGGCGGUGCGUGACCAGCUACGCGCAGCCCGUCUACGACAAUGUGCGGUUGGUGAAUGUGGCGGCCAGUAGGCCUGAGCGACAGCGGCGGCGGGAGCCGGAGUACCACAAUGUAGAGGCGGUGCGGGCGGGCGGGCGCCGCCCACGACGCCCACUCCUGCGGGAGAGCGGCGGAGACUACGCCUCAGACGUCCACAGCGUCACCUCCAGACUCUCCAACGUGUCCGUGGAGACCAACCGCUCCGACCCGACGGACCUGCGGCUCUCCAAGUAUACGGUGAGUGUAAUGGCGGCAGAUGGUGGUGCAGCGGUAAGGGAGAGUCGCAGCAGUGUGAGUGGUGGGAGCGAGGAUGGCCAGUCACCACCACACUCGUCAGACUACGAGGAGCAGGAGGGCGAGGGCGAGCGGACAGGAUCAGCGUCCUUAGUAGGACGUAUGCGUGGACUUCGACGUGACAUGCAGAAAAAAAUAUCUCGGCUUAAAAGUCCGCGAGGCAGCACUUGCAGCUCCCCGGGGCCGGCGGGGAGCGGUGAGAAGCCUGGGGCGUCGCUGGCGGCACCCGCUCACCACCACCCUGCAGCGGCUUCUUAUGAGAGUAUCCCAUCCUCUGUUCCUCUCGCUACACCAGCGCCAGGAAGCAACCGAUCAUCAUUGUCUGGGGAAGAAGCAGAGCCUUACACCGGUCCAUUCAUUGGCAGAGCUCGGGCCCUUGUUGACUGUCAGCCUUCACCCUAUGAUAGAGAUGCACUCAAGUUUAAGAAAGGGGAUAUAAUUGACAUCAUUGCCAAAAAUCCAUCAGGAUUAUGGAAGGGCUGUGUAGAUGGACGUGUUGGCCACUUUAAAUUUAUCCUUGUGGAGGAAGAGGUAGAACGUCCAGCUCGUCGUAGUCGUGCUUGGCGAGGAACGACUCCACGUCGUGGUCGAGCACGUACUUUAGAGGAAAUUCUCACAAGAUUGCAUCUUGGCCAUCUUAUACAGGUGUUUGUUCUCAAUGGCUAUGAAGAUUUGGAUCAGUUUAGAGAUUUGGAAAAGGCUGACCUGGACUGUCUUGGUAUUACGGAUCCAGAGACUUGUGCCAAACUGUUAACUGCUGUGGCAUUACUUCAUGAUGCUGAUUCUGAGCCUGAACCUGAUCCUCCAGAAAGUUUAGACACCACUGAAGCAGCACUUCGUCGUGGUGACCAUGGGCGUGAUUCAGGCUGCUAUACUGAUCAUCGUAGCACCCAUACGACAGUAUUAGAUGAAAAUAAUUUAGAUACACGACAGUCAACUCCAUCUACAGAUAAUUCAUCAGGUUAUCAUUCUCGUGGUGCAUAUAAUAUUCCUGUAGGGGAAGGCACACAAACAUCACGUGAUGACCCACAUAGUUCUGCACUCGAUUCCCCACCCUCCGAAUCGACCACAACAGGUGCUGUAGCCACAGUUCUUUCUACCCAAACUGAAUCUCACUCCUACCGUGCCCAUCUUGCUACCGUCCUGCCUGCCAGCCCCCGUUCUCAAGCACGUCACAGCCAUGCUGCAGAACAGAAACAUAGGAAAGAUCCCCAAGUGGAUUACGAAGCGAAAUUCGUUACUGCACGCAGUGUAUUUGAAAAGGAUUCAGUCAGGCGUGAAGUACCCUUCACUGUACGUUCUCAAAAACGUAUGGGUUCUUCUCAUUCAUUAACUGGUGAAACAGAAGAUGGAGUAAAAUAUGAUAUUAGUGUAGCUGCUCCAGAACUGCCCACACCAUGAGAAUUUAGACACAAACUAAAGCGAACUACAGAUUCCCUUGAACUACCCAUUUAUAGACUGCCGUUAUAAACCCUUUAAUCAUAUACUCUAAACUUUGUUCAUAUUUUAGUAUUCUGGGUGUUAAAGUAAAAAUAUUACCCCUGCAAUUUGAAAACACAAAAUCAAUAUAUUCCUACUGCAAAUUGAUGAUCUAAUUUAUCCUCUUCUGUGCUGUCAUAUCAGGUAUUUGACAAACUGUUUAUAUUAUGUAAAGCCUCUGAAUGCAGAUAGAGCAAGUUAAGAAAAAAUUAACACAAUCAAAAUAUAAUUACUUAAUAGUUGAUGGUAUAAUGCAGGACCUACCUAAAGUUGCACGAGAUUCCUCUGUAUAGCUAGUACUGUGAGUUAGAGGUGUGAGAGGGUCAGUACUUAAAUACUUGUUCAGAAGUUCCCCCCGUAAUGAGUGGUGCAGUGCAGUUCCUGUUCUUUAGUAUCGAGGGUUUUCUAGAUGUUCCUGCAAUAGGAAAAGUGGCUGGGAAAGUAAUGCAGCCAACUUGUAUAGCCUGUCUUUCAUUUGUCUCUUAACAGAAUUAUAUCAACUAUUACCAUAUCAUUUUAUAUACAUGUAUAUAUAUAUACAUGUGUAUUAUAUAUAUAUAUAUAUAUAUACGCACACACAUAUAUAUAUAUAUAUAUAUAUAUAUAAACACAUACACACACACACACUAUAGAAGUAUGAGAAGCUGUAAUAAAUAUUGUACUUGACUCUGGACGUCUAUUAUACUUACUCAGUAGUAGUUUUAUUGUGCGAAAGUUCAAAUGAAAAGCCAAUCAAACAACCCUUCCCUUUGUGAUCCAAGAAAUAUACUUGCAAAACCUUAUUUAAAAGUAUAUAUUGAAGAUCUGUUAUUCUGAAGUGAACUUUAUAUUAAUAAAAAGGUGAACAUUGACCUAUAUUAAAUUGCCCAUUCUGUUAACUUUUGUAUUUUCAUAGCUGCAAAGAAAAAUAUAUAUAUUAAAUCAGUUUUGUAAUUUAAUCAAACAUCAAUACUGUGAAUUGUUGUCUUUUAUGUAAUUAUUUUGUUUUAUUUGAAAUAAAAUAUAAACGAUUGAUUUUUGUAACAAAUUUACAAAAAGAGUUUAUAAAUGGUUAGAAAAUUAUUUGUAAUAUCUUGUUCAAGAGGUCAAGCAGACUCAUACUGCCGAAGGUGUUUGUUACAACGGAAACUGAAUUCAGGUUAUUUUGAAGUUUGCAGAAGUUAAGAAUCAUUUCAACUUAUUCAAUAACUAUUUAAUAACUGGAGGAGGUGGCCACCUCCCCACACAACAUGCCGUGAUAAGCUUGGCUGUGUACUCACCGAACAAAUGCCAGCACAUCUUUCAACAUAUAGCCUUGUGAUGUCAAAAUUUUUUGUUCAUUGAUCUUUUAGUCACUUAUAAUUAUAUCACUUAUGUAUUAUAAUUUAUUAUUAUUUUUAUAUAUAUAAUCACAAUGUUUAUUGCUCAUUUUAGUUCACUGAAUCUCAUUCUAUUUAUUAUUUACUUUCACAAAAAAAUUUCUAGGUGGAAAGUUUAAUUUCGGGACUGAACCAAGUUUUAUGUUUCAAAUGAUGCGCUUCCUAAAAGGUCACAUUAUAGAAUGUCUCUGCAGUCCUAUAUUUCCUAAACUAGUGAAAUUUUACUCUUCCAACUUUUGUAUUGUACAGAAGUAUGUGUCAUCACUAUUUAUAAAUAGUCUUAUAUUAAAAUUCUAGGUAAAAA